CGGUCCUAGCGCCGCAAGAUAUCGAACGCACAUAUUAAUUUUAAACUAAAGAUUCGUUAAUAUUUUGCGAAGUCUGUUUUUUUUACAAGAGCUACUCUUAAGUUAAAUUCUGCACUCUUUAUCGAAGUUAAAUAUUACACUUAAAUAUCUUUCACCUUGUAAUUCUGUAUCUGACUUUUGUCUGGAUUUUAGACACUAUAGCCACUUCUUCCUGGGGAAUCAUAUUUCUCAUUUUAUUUCCAGAUUCAAGCGGACUGAUUGUUUAAUCAAAUGUAAACAUGAAAAUUUUAAAUUCAGACGAGUUAAAGCACGCCGAGAUCACUUUAUGUGCGUACUUGCCUAAAACGUUAAAGGUGUACGGAUUUGUUUACGCAAUAAACAGAGGGAAACCGCACACAUUGCAGGUUGUGGUAGACUCGUGGCCGGUCUUUACAACAAUAAUUGUUCGACCAGAUCCGAAUAAUGGUCGAGCCAAGGACUUUAUGAAGAAGGUGACUCUGUACACGACCAAUGAAGAAGUCCUGAAAAAAAUGUUGACUGUGGAAAACGCAAUUGACUGGAGCACAUACUUUUUAAUAGGAGGUUGUGAUGUGCGUCAUGCGCCUCUGCUGAAGGAAACAGCUGCUUCUCGGGAUGUCCAUAUGAAGGGUUACACCUUAGUGCACCUUAUGACAUUACCUGAACCAAACUAUGUACCUGAGCUUAAUAACAGUGACCUUGAGCUCAAAGUGUCAGUUCUCAAUGAGUCACAUGCCGAUGUUGUCAACAAGACUUGGAAAUUUGGUGGGGAUGAGAAUGGUUACCAGAAGAUCUUAAAUCUCAUCACCCAUUUCCCAACAUGCUGCAUUACAGAUGAGAACAACCAGCCGGUUUCUUGGGUCCUUUUGUACGAUUACUGUGCCUUAGGAAUAUUGUACACUCAACCAGAGCAUCGUGGGAAGGGUUAUGCCAAAGCUCUUGUCACUAUAAUGGCAAAGACACUCCAUUCUCAGGGCUAUCCUGUGUACUGUUUCAUUGAAGAAUGCAACCAGCUUUCCUACAAACUUUUUAAAAGCCUUGGUUUCACAGAGGAUCCUUCUUAUAGGGCUGCCUGGUAUGAAUUCAUUACACCUGUAACCCCUGGCCUGAACAGUGCAUUACGUCAAACUCUUAAAAAGUUGAAGCCUACAGUCGACACGCAUUACCCGAGACCAUCUGACUCUAUAGGAAGCGCAAUGUACCAGCUGACCACAGAGAAUCUCAAAAUGUUGGAAAUAGAUCUUAAAAACUACUUCCCAUACUCGCUGCAGGUGUAUGGCUACAUUUAUCAACUCAACAGAAGUGGUCAGAGAGCAGAUCCCAUUCGUGUAUUUGCUGACCAUUGGCCAGAGUUCAGAUUUGUACUCAUCAAACCAGAAAUUCGCGAGCCUACUCUGCAGAAGGGAGACCUUUUUAAGGAUUUGAGUGUGUUUUCCAAAAAUGAUGGUUAUCUCAGAGACAUACUAACACAGACAGACAUUAUUGACUGGAAUACAUUUAUUUGUAUAGCCACCAAGCUUCAUCAUGAAAAGAUGCUAGAAAAUGUAGCAGGAAUCAAAGGUGUACCUCUUAUUAAAGAAGCUGUGUGCCACAUGAUGGUUCUUCAAGAACCAUCCAAACUUUCACAUGGCAAUAGUUCAUCACUUAAGAUGUCAUCCCUUAAUGAAUCCCAUCUUGCUCUAGUCAACAGUACCUGGAAGUUUGGCAAUGAGCACAGCAGUCCAAUGAUUAGGAAUAUGAUUUUGAACUUCCCCUCCUGUUGUGUUCUGGAUUCAGAUGAUCAGCCGGUAGCAUGGAUAUUGAUUUAUGACUCCUGUGCAAUGGGAAUGUUGUACACAAUUCCAGAACACAGAGGAAAAGGCUAUGCAAAAGCUUUGGUAACCAUUAUGUCAAGUAGACUGCUCUCUCAAGGUUAUCCAGUGUAUUGUUUUAUAGAAGAGGAGAACCUGGUGUCCUACAGGCUCUUCACAAACCUGGGGUUCACAGAGGAUCCGGAUUACAGGGCAGCCUGGUUCACUUUUAAUGAUUUGUGAUCGAUGCACCGAUAUCGCAUUAUUUUAGCCUUUUGUGUAUUUUAACAGAAAACUGUUUUAUGUAAUGCACAUACAAUCUAUAAAUAAUCAAUAGCAGCAAAAGAUUAGGGAACAAAACAUUAUAUGUUAAAAAAGUAUUUAUUCUUUUAUUAAAUGAAAAAUAUAAACAUUUUCAACUACACAUUGUGUAGAAAUAUUAAAAAAUUCAAAAGCA
Molecule: messenger RNA, 2265 nt
Organism: Triplophysa dalaica
Lineage: Eukaryota; Metazoa; Chordata; Actinopteri; Cypriniformes; Nemacheilidae
Exons: 10
Coding region: 279-2051 (590 amino acids)
Cellular component (GO): mitochondrion
Molecular function (GO): glycine N-acyltransferase activity
Source: RefSeq, a predicted model, not a curated record